This is a messenger RNA of Myotis myotis, 2608 nucleotides long. RefSeq names its product RP2 activator of ARL3 GTPase (gene RP2). The transcript is spliced from 5 exons. Gene Ontology annotation, biological process: post-Golgi vesicle-mediated transport. Gene Ontology annotation, molecular function: GTPase activator activity. Gene Ontology annotation, cellular component: periciliary membrane compartment; cilium. NCBI's taxonomy places the organism in Eukaryota, Metazoa, Chordata, Mammalia, Chiroptera, Vespertilionidae. The coding region runs from base 1549 to 2481 and encodes 310 amino acids. The record is from RefSeq and is a predicted model, not a curated record.
UUAUGAAGUAGCAACAAAAAUAAUUUUAUGGUUGGGUCACAGCAUGAGGAACUGUAUUUAAAGGGCCAGAAGGUUGAGAAUCACUGACCUAGCCUCUUAAGUGAAGCUAUACCUACCACAAAUGUCCACCCACAUCCAAGGGAAGAAGACCUCUUGAUGGGAGGAGUGUCAGAGAAUUUGUUAACAUACUUUUUAAAUCCUUUACAUAAAGUUGUGUUUUUUUAAAGGAAAUAAAUAGUUCUUUGUUUAUUCAUUUUAAAUAGCUUUACUGAGAGAUAUAUAAGUCAUAUACCACACAUUUCACUCAUUUAAAGUGUACAGUUCAUUAUUUUAAUAAGUUCACAGGGUUAUGUUAGCAUCACUAUGAUCUAAUUUUAGAAUAUUUUUAUCCCUCACAAAAGAAACCCAUACCCACUCCCCUUCUCUUCAGCCUCUGUAAACCACACUUUUACUUUCUAUCUCUGUAGCUUUGCCUGCUUUGAACAUUUAUAAAUGGAAUAAUACAAUAUGUGGUAUUUUGAUACUGGCUUCUUUCAAUUAGCAUGUUUUUGAGAUCAUCAUACUGUAGCAUGUAUCAGUACUUUAUUCCUUUUUAUUGCUCAGUAACAUUCUAUAGAAUAGAUAUUUUAUGCAUUUAUCCAUUGAUCAGUUGAUAGGCAUGCAGGUUGUUUCUACCUUUUUAUUUUAUUUUGUUGUUGUUAAUCCUCACCCAAGGAUGUUUUUUCCAUUGAUUUUCAGAAAGAGUAGAAGGGAAGGAGGGAAGAGAGGAAGAGAGAAACAUCAAUGUGAGAGAGACACAUCAAUAGGUUGCUUCCCCAACAUGCCUCAUCCGGGGUUGGGUAUGGAAUCUGAAGUUCAGGUACGUGCCCUUGAUUGAAAAUCAAGCCAAUGGCCCUUCGCUGCACAGGACAACGCUCAAUCAACUGAGCCACUCCGGUUGGGCCAAACUGUUUUUCAAAGUGUCUGUAUGAUUUUACAUUUCCACCAGCAGCAUUACAAUUUCUUCACUCAUAAAAUUUUGAUAAAGGGGGAAAGCACAGGGAGUAGAAAGUGUGUGGAACUGGGUUUUAAUUUGUAUUCUGCACUCCACUUCACCUCACUGAUAAAAUAAUUUAGCUUUUCUAGUCCCCAUUUUCCUAAGAUUCCUUUCAGUUCUCUAAUUCUUUGAGCAUCUCAUGAGGGGAGGUAAGCAUUGCUAGAAGCAUUCAGGCAAAUCUGGGUGAACAAAGGGAAUGUGAUAAGAUAUAAAAUUAAAUUAAGGUUAGAUUAGUUGAUAGUGGAGAAUCCUUUCCAAUUCUAAAAUUUUAUAAUUCUAUUUUGUGUUUAUGUAUUUAGUAACAUGUGAGCUAAUCCUAUAUAAUAAAGAACUAAUAUGCUAAUUAGACCAAACAGCAGAAUGACUGUCCGGACGACCUUCCGGACGAAGGCGCGGCUGCGAGGGCCAAGCCCCUUGCACGAAUUUCGUGCAUUGGACCUCUAGUGUAAAUAUAAUACUUCAUCUUCUCUCAUCAUCAGUGUAUAAAGGUCAAGGUUGAUCCAAAAGACUACAUGUUCAGUGGACUGAAGAAUGAAACAGUGGGUCGCUUACCUGGGAAGGUGGCAGGACAACAGUUUCUCAUUCAAGACUGUGAGAGCUGUAACAUCUAUAUUUUUGAUCACUCUGCUACAAUUACUAUUGAUGACUGUACCAACUGCAUCAUUUUUCUGGGACCUGUGAAAGGCAGUGUGUUUUUCCGCAAUUGCAGAGAUUGCAAGUGCGCACUGGCCUGCCAACAGUUUCGUGUGCGGGACUGUAGAAAGCUGGAAGUCUUUUUGUGCUGUGCCACUCAACCCAUUAUUGAGUCUUCCACAAAUAUCAAGUUUGGCUGUUUUCAAUGGUACUACCCUGAAUUAGCUUUCCAGUUCAAAGAUGCAGGGCUAAGUAUCUUCAAUAAUAACUGGAGUAAUAUCCAUGACUUUACACCUGUGUCUGGAGAAGUCAACUGGAGCCUUCUUCCAGAAAAUGCUGUUAUUCACAACUAUGUUCCUCUGCCUACUACCAAUGAGCUCCAAGCUGUCCGCAUUUCCACAGAAGCCAAUAGAAGUAUCGUGCCUGUAACCCACGGUCAGAGACAGAAGAACAGUGAUGAGUCAUGCCUAGUGGUAUUAUUUGCUGGUGAUUAUACUAUCGCAAAUGCCAUGAAACUAAUUGAUGAGAUGGUUCAUUUAGGUUUUUUCCUGAUUCGGACAAAGGAAGUAUCCAUGAAAGCUGAGGAUGCUGAGAGGGUUUUUCGGGAAAGAGCACCUGAAUUCCUUCAACUUCUGGACAAAGGUCCUGUUAUUGCCUUGGAGUUUAAUGGAGAUCGUGUUGUAGAAGAUUGUCAAAAUGUUGUCAACGAGAUAUUCAAGAGCACCAAGACGUUUGUGUCACAAAACAAGGAGACAGCAUCUAGAGAUAUAGACGGCUUCUACAACUUUGCUGAUAUACAGAUGGGAAUAUGAAGUGCACCGUGGAACCAGGGACUUGGUAUUAAAGCCCUUCUCACCUUGUAUAUUACCAACGGCUUUUACCAAGGCUAACAUUGUUAAAGUUGAUUCUUCAAUAAAUUAUUAAAUACUGCAUCAUUUA